Messenger RNA from Nicotiana tabacum (common tobacco), 1521 nucleotides. RefSeq lists its product as uncharacterized. NCBI's taxonomy places the organism in Eukaryota, Viridiplantae, Streptophyta, Magnoliopsida, Solanales, Solanaceae. The record is from RefSeq and is a predicted model, not a curated record.
AUGAGGAUUGCAAUUCUAGGUCAAAAUAAUCUAGGGUUCAUAGACGGCACAUGCAAGAGGGAGAACUAUGGUACAAAUCUCGUAGAUCUCUGGGAACAUUGUAAUGCAAUUGUAUUGUCUUGGUUGAGGAACUGUGUUUCUCCGGAAUUGUUGAGUAGGAUGGUAUAUUUGUCAAAUGCUAAUGAAGUAUGGGACGAUUUGAAGGAGCGAUUUGAUAAGGUGGAUUGCUCUAGGAUAUUUCAGAUCCAUAGAGAAAUUGCUACUGCUAGGCAGGGCACCAAAUUUGAUAGUUUGGCACCAAUUUCUAGUCGUGAUGCUGCUAACUCACGUGAAUUUGUUCAAUUCAUGGAGCGUCAAAAGCUUCUACAAUUCCUAAUGGGACUAAAUGAGUCUUAUGAACAAACACGCAACCAGCUCCUGAUGAUGGUUCCUGUUCCAUCUGUGAACAAAGCUUAUUCUAUAUUAAUGGAGCGUGAGAGUCAGAGGACAAUGUCCAACACCUUUACCACUGUUGAUGGGGGUAAGAUGGCAGCACUGAUGACGAAUAGUUUUGGGAAUCAGCAAAGGCCAAAGAAAAAUUACAAUCUUCAGUGUGAUGAAUGCCACAUGAAAGGACACACAAAAGAAACUUGCUACAAGGUAGUAGGAUAUCCAAAAGAUAACAAGUUCAGGAAGAAGUACAAUUCCCAGGCAACAACUAAUUUUGCAGCUGAAGAUGUCCCAGCAACAACAACUGCUUCUAUACCUAUGGUUCUCACAUUCACUCCAGAACAAUAUGAACAGAUUCUACAACUGCUUAAAGGGAAGGAGACUGAAGAUCUCUACACUGGGAAGGUGUUGGGGAUUGGUAAUAACGCAAAUGGACUGUACAUACUCAAAGAUUGCAUAUGUAGGAGGAAGAUUACUACACCAACUGUACAUACCACAACCAUGCCUACUUCUAUGUCAGUUAGUCAAGAUUCAAUAAAACUGGAGAUAUGGCACCAGAGACUUGGCCACCUACCUAUGGAGAUAAUUAAGAGUAUUGAUAAGUUCAAAAAUCUUCACAUUAGUAAUAGGAGCAGUGAUUGUGCAAUGUGUCCUGUUUGUCCACUAGCUAGGCAGACUCGAUUACCAUUUCCAGCUAGUACUAGUAGAGCUAAGGCACCAUUUGAUCUUUUGUAUGCUGAUGUAUGGGACCUUUCAGAUACUCAAUUUGAUUGUUCUGUUAAGAUCCUGAGAACAAAUAAUGGUUCUGAAUUUGUUAAUUCAAAUAUGAAGCAGCUAGUUGAGACAUUAGUCAGAAAAUCCCAAAGGACAACUGGACCUCCCAGAUGGAUGCAUGAUUAUGUGACAAGUUCUUGUGCAUAUCCUAUGUCCAAUUAUCUGAGCUAUGAUGGGUUAUCUCCUUCAUAUGCAAAGUGUCUUACUGCACAAAUAGUUAUUGUUGAGCCCAAGCACUACUAUGAGGCAGCCAAAGAUGCAAAGUGGGUCAAUGUCAUGAGAUUCAAGCUUUGGAAGACAACAAGACCUGGGAUAUAG